This is a messenger RNA of Ornithorhynchus anatinus (platypus), 2957 nucleotides long. RefSeq names its product leucine rich repeat transmembrane neuronal 2 (gene LRRTM2). The coding region runs from base 136 to 1683 and encodes 515 amino acids. The record is from RefSeq and is a predicted model, not a curated record. NCBI's taxonomy places the organism in Eukaryota, Metazoa, Chordata, Mammalia, Monotremata, Ornithorhynchidae. Gene Ontology annotation, molecular function: protein binding. Gene Ontology annotation, cellular component: extracellular matrix. The transcript has 2 exons.
GGGGGAGGGGGCCGCGAUCCCGUCCGACACGGGCGCCGGAGGAGCCGGGGAGGCUCCGGCGGGUCCCAGCCCCUCGCGGACUCCCCGCUUCCAGUCUCGGAACGACUGAAUGAACCCUCCGAUGUGCUCGAGAGAAUGGGCUUGCAUCUCAAGUGGCCAUUAGGGGCUCGGAUGUUGGCGGCGCUCUACGCGAUGAGCGUGGUUUUGAAAAUGCUGCCCGCCUCGGGCACGGCGUGCCCCCCGAGAUGCCGCUGCGAGAACCUGCUCUUCUACUGCGACUCCCAGGGCUUCCGCUCGGUGCCCAACGCCACCGAGCCGGGCCCCCUGGGCCUGUCGCUGAGGCACAACCGGCUCUCGGAGCUGCGGGGGGACGAGUUCGCCGGCUUCGCCCACCUGACGUGGCUCAACCUGGACCACAACCAGAUCGCGGCGGUGAGGGAGGACGCCUUCCAGGGACUGUACAAGCUGAAGGAGCUGAUCCUGAGCACCAACAAGAUCGCCCACCUGCCCAACACCACCUUCGGCCAGCUGCUCAACCUGCACCACCUGGACCUGUCCUCCAACCAGCUGGCCUCGCUGCACCCCGAGCUCUUCUACGGCCUGCGCAAGCUGCGGACCCUGCACCUGCGCGCCAACGCCCUGCGGACGGUCCCGGUCCGCCUCUUCUGGGACUGCCGGGGCCUGGAGUUCCUGGACCUGAGCUCCAAUCGGCUGCGGAGCCUGGCCCGCAACGGCUUCGCCGGCCUGGUCCGGCUGAGGGAGCUGCACCUGGAGCGCAACCAGCUGACCCGCCUCAACCUGGCCCACUUCCUCCGGCUCACCAGCCUGCACACGCUCUUCCUGCAGUGGAACAAGAUCGCCAACCUGACCUGCGCCGUCGAGUGGACCUGGGCCACCCUGGAGAAGCUGGACCUGACGGGCAACGCCCUCCGGGCCGUCGACCCGGCCGUGUUCGACGCCCUGCCCAACCUCAAGGUCCUCCUGCUGGACCACAACCAGCUCGGCAGCCUGGAGGCCGGCACCUUCAGGGCCCUGGGCUCCCUGACCACCGUGGGCCUCUCGGGCAACCUGUGGGAGUGCGGCCCCGGGAUCUGCCCGCUGGCCGCCUGGCUGGGCGGCUUCCGGGGCCGGUGGGAGCACGCCGUGCUGUGCCACGCCCCGGACCACGCGCAGGGGGAGGACAUCCUGGACGCCGUCCACGGCUUCCGGCUCUGCCGGAACGGCUCCGCCCCCGCCCCGGCCGCCACCUCCCCCGCCCCGGACCGGGGCCCCACCGCGGACCCGGCCGGGCGGAUGAGCUCGUCCGGUUACCACGCGGGGGGCCGGGAGCCCCCCACCGCCGCCGCCACUCCCGACGGACCCUUCCCCGAGCCCGACGGCGCCCUCUUCACCCAGCGCGUCAUCACGGGGACCAUGGCUCUGUUGUUCUCUUUCUUUUUUAUCAUUUUUAUGGUCUUCAUCUCCCGCAAGUGCUGCCCCCCCGCGCUGAGGAGGAUCCGCCGGUUCCCCGGCCUCCAGAGCCACCGGCAGCUCCGGUCCCAGACGCGGCUGCACGCGGCCGGCGCCUCGGACCAGGGCCCGUACGACGAGUACGAGCCCGCCCACGAGGGGCCCUUCAUCAUCAUCAACGGCUACGGGCAGUGCAAGUGCCAGCAGCUGCCGUACAAAGAGUGUGAGGUGUAACGCCGCCGGGCCGCCCCGACCCUCCGGACCCGGUGGCCCCGGGGUCCGCCGGGGGCCGCCGGAUCCUUUCCGCCCCCCUCGAGGGACCCGCCGUUCACGGGCGAGAAAAAAGCGACAGCGUCGCCCGUCUGCGCUCCCGAGGCAGAGCCGGGAACGCGGUGCGGCGGUCCCGGCGUGACCCCGCCGGGCGGAAACGCGCGCCGGCCUCCACGUGCCGCUCCCGGCUUCGCGCGACGGGCCGGGGGGACGGAGACGGAGACACUCCGGCCUCUGGGGACAGAGCUCUGACGGGUAGAACGACGCCGACCGGCUCCCCUCCGGCAACCUGAUCUCACGUCUCGCCGACGGCCGAUUCACGCGACCGGAGACUCACGGAGAGGGCUCUCCUCGAGGGUAAUUUUUUUUUUUUUUUUUUAAACGGAAUCCGUCAGGCGCUUAACUACCUAUCGAGCACCGUUCUGAACGCUGGGGGAGAUGCGAGUCCAUCGGGCCACCCGCGCACCCCAUCCCACCGGGGGCUCGCUAUCCCGAGCAGGAGGGGGACGAGGUUUGGAAUCCCCGAGGCCCAGAGGAGGGAAGCGACCCGCCCUAGGUCACAGAGCGGGCGGGGGCCGGGAUCGGAAUCCAGGUCCUCCGGCUCCCGGGCCCAGGCUUCACCCGCUGGGCCAAGCCGCCUCCCCCGAUCCGGCAUCGGACCGGCAGCCGUCGACGGCGGGCGGGGAAGGGAGUUUCAAGAGUCACGACGACGCGUUCGUUUUAAAAACCCCGCGGUCCCCUCCCUCCUCGUCCGUGGCACUGCCUGCACCGAGGGGCCCGUCCCGCUUCCGCUCGCCGGCUCCGAAACCCUCCGUUCGGUUCAGCGGGCCGGGCCGCUCCGGAUUUCCGGAGCCGGGACCUCGGGGUCGUGAGCGAGGAACCGCUCCGGCGCCGAGUCAGACCUCACCGCUGGCGUUCCUUCACCUCUCGUUAUCCGGCCUUCUCGGCGUCGGCCGAGCCGGCCCCCCCUUUGUCUGGAUUUGGGCGCCCGUCCUUUCGAGUCCAAGGGGCCAGGCCUCAGAUUCCGGCUUCGAAACGGGCCGGCCUGAAGGGGUGGGGGAUGGGUCGCGGAUUCCCACCGCGCCCGCUCUGCUAAGAAGCGAGGUCGUGGUCCGUUCCCCGGGCCGCGGGUUGAAUCCAACACGCGGAGUUUCCCCGGGCCCUGUCCCGCGCGGGGCUCACAGUCUUCGCCCCCAUUUUACAGACGAGGUAAACGAGGCGCAGAGAAGUGACUUGCC